Lactuca saligna is the source of this 465-nucleotide messenger RNA. The record is from the annotation of a GenBank genome assembly. Lineage: Eukaryota; Viridiplantae; Streptophyta; Magnoliopsida; Asterales; Asteraceae.
AUGCGAAAAAGGAGAAUAGUGACUGAUCCUUCAGUGAUAAUGUGUCAUCAUUCAGUGUUCAGAGAUCCUUCUGAACGAAUGAAAAGGCACAUGCUUGCAGAUCUAGGGUCAGGUGUUCUUUUCCCACAAACCAAUGAGAAGAAGUCAAAGAAGUCAAAGAUAACUGAUGUUGGGUCUUCGGGUACCAAGGUUAAGCCAACCAGUUCUUCUAAAAGUCCAAAGCAGGUUCCUGUUGUUGAAGCCGAGCCAAUCCAACCGGAGCCUAUUAUUGCUGAUACCCAGUUAACUGAAAAGGAAGUUAUUCCUUCUAAGAUUGGUGUAUUUAGAAGAAUCAAAAUGAAAUCGAAGUUGAAGCAUAAGGGACGAUCCUCUAUUACGAAUAUUGUUUGCAAACCUCAAGUUUCACAUCAAGGGGUAAUUUUUCGUGAAGUACCUGCUCCUGCUUCACUGUCUUCGAAAAAGUGA